AUGGAUAAUCUUCAACAAGCAAAUGUCUUUAAUCAGUUAUUAAUGCAAUUAAACAACAAGCAAGCAGAUAUAGUGAAGAUUUUACGAGAAUUAUCAUUGUAUCUUAGCUAUUCCCAAAAUAUUUCAUCUCAAUUAUGCCCGUUUGAUAAGAUAUGCACAGCUUUAUUAAAUAUUCUCAAAACAAAUACCAUUGCAGAUGUUACUGAUCCAGCAACUCUUUGCCUUUUGUGGAUUGUUGAAUCUCAACCACAAUAUAUUAAAGUAAUUUUUGCAAUCAAUGGGUUUGCAAUACUUGCUUCUAGAUUGUUAGACUGGGUUUCUGUCCAAACUGCAGAGAAUUGCAUCAGAAUUUUUGAUAAACUGACUGAUUUUUCGGAUUUUAGCACAAGGAUCGGCCAAAUGAUAGGUAUAGAGCCAUUUCUUAAGUACAUUGACAAGAUUUCAUCAAAUGAACAAGCUACAGCCAUGAAAAUCGUUUUAAGAAUUACAAAUUCAUAUGUCAAAGAUUCAUUUAUCCCAUAUUUGUCAACAAUAGUAAGCUUCUUACUCUGUACUGAGCAGUCUAUUCAUGAACCUGCAGUUACAGUAUUAAAUAACAUCGCAUCUCGUGUUCCAGAGAAAUCUAUUUCAAAAGAUGUCAUCGUGAAGAUCUGUACAGCUAUUUCCCACUCAGAUUCUACUGAUAUUAUUACACAACUUUUUGGAGCUUUAGUUAAUCUCUCAACAACGAGAAAACACAUACAAUGCAUCAUUUUGGCUAAUCUAGAUUUCGAUAAGAUACUGUUUAACCCAUAUAUUCUUAAUAAUUCGGUUGAAUUCCAAAGAUUAAUUUUCAAAUUAUUAUUAAAUUUGCUUCCUGUCCCUAAAAACGCAGAAUUAUUCCUUUAUCCAAGACAUAGAAGACCUGUAGAGUCUAGAAAGUUCGCAAUCGAUGUUCAGCCAAUUAUAAUCAAAGUUAUUACUGAAAGACCACUUUUCGCAAGAUCUGCUUUACUUGCAUUAGCUGCAACCUUAACUGUUCAACCAUUCAGCAUGAAUGAGAAUCUUUUGGCUUCUUUAGUAAGUUUUGCUCCGAUAUCUUCUGUUUCUCCCAUUGUUUUAUCUAUUCUUACUUAUUUUGAAGACUUACAAAUGAUUGCUGACUCUGAUAUUGUCAGUUCCCUUAAGAAUGUUCCAAUUGUUGACGAUUCAAUUAAACAAUGGUACCAAAGAACAGUGAAAAACAUAAUGAAGAAGAUAGAUGAUAGUACAACAUCGCUUCCUAUUAGUGACUUGAAGUCUAAAAACCUUCCAGCUAUUAUAGAUUAUAUAAUUGGGAAACCUGUCUCAAAAUUUGCUUUCAUUUCUUCGGAUUUGUUAGACUUAUGCAUCAGAUUAGUAUCAUCUGAUAAUAAUGACGUCGAAAGAUUGAAGAAAUUGCAAGAAUAUACUGUUGGUAUUUUAUCAUUCUUGCAGCCAGCGCCUUUGGGAGCUAUAUGUACAACAGAUAGCUUUAGUAGAAUAGCUCAGAAGCCUGUUUUCGUUACAGUUAUCUCUCCAACCGGAGAACAAUAUCCAUUAUCAGUUUUUGCCUUUGAUUCAAUGGCUUCUAUCGAAGGCAGAUACAAUAGUGUAGUUAGAGGAUUCAAUUCUAUGCGAUUACCCCAAAUAAUUUCCUCAAAUUCCGAGUUACAACAAUUAAUUGAGAUAAAUCAGACCCUUAAACCUUCCAAAAUCGCAUUGUUAUAUAGGGCUUUCUCAAGCAACUCGUAUCCUAAGGUCCACAUGCAAGUAGCAGACAGAUUUUACUCUUGGUGCGAUUCAAUUUUUUCUGCUUUAUGCGAUACAUCAGAAGGACCACAGAAUAUCUUUGAUACAGGUCUUCUUAUUAAGAUUCUCGAUGGAGAUAUCGAGCAAAGCCCUCCUUCUCUCAAAAGUCAGCCAAAUCAGAAAAAUGUCCAAAUAUUUGAGCUUCUUUUGAGACUCCAGUUCUUCACCGGUGAAUCAAUAGCCAAUACAGCAUUCAAUGCACGUAUUAUGAACUGUCUUUCAGAGCCAUUAGCCAGUGUUGGUCGAUUUUCAUCCGAAAUGGCGACAAUUUACAAAUAUCCAUCAUUUUUCGACUUCAAAAUGCGGUUUAUGUGGCUUAAAUUUGCUACAUUUGAGCCACUUUCUGCCAUCCGCAUCUUUUCCAGGGAGUUCCACAUUCCUUUGCAGUCGAAAAUUCCUGAGCCACAAUCAGUCAAAAUUUUCUGUCAUAGAAAAUCUAUUUUUACUGAUGGAGUGUUGAUAAUGAGACAUUUCGGACCGAAUAUGAUGAACCUAAAUGUCUCAUUCUUUGGAGAAACAGAGUCCGGAGCAGGUCCGACAAGAGAAUUUUAUUCUUUGUUGGCAAAAGAAUUCACAAGAACAAAACGUCACUUUUUCAGGACAGAAAAUCCAAACAGCGAAUUUGUUAGUUGCAAACAAGGAUUAUUUAUUAAUCCUUCUGCUGAUCCACAGAUGUUUUAUGUUCUUGGGGUUUUCCUUGCUAAAGUUAUUCAGCAAGAAUUUGUUGUUGACUUAGAUUUCAAUCCAGCUUUCUUUUCUUUCAUCAGAUCUCCACAAGUUAGCAUUGAUUUGGUUGAUGCAGAACUUGCGAGAGCAUUGAUGGUCACAGAAGGAUUGUUGGGACUUCCUUUCACAUACCCAGGUCUUCCAAACAUCGAGUUGGUCGAUGGAGGUAAAACACAGAAAGUCAGUGAAGACAAUGUUGAUGAAUUUGUUGAAUUAGUUAUGAGUUACACAAGUGGUCUUAAACUUGUUGACCAUGCAGAUGCAUUCCGUAAAGGUUUCAACAGUGUUAUGAGUUGGAACACAUUCGAAAUCUUUGACGAAAACGAGAUCUGUCGCAUCAUUCGUGGUGAUGAUCCAUUCUUCACACGCGAUGAUCUUAAGAAGAACAUUGUUGCCGGGAUUGGCUACACAUUCGACAGUCCACAGAUUGGCUUUUUUAUUGACAUCCUGUGUGAGUUACCAGCUGAAGAACAACGACUUGUUCUGUCAUUCAUGACGGGCUUCACACGAUUUCCACCAGGCGGACUUUCAUCUAUUUCGCCAAAGAUCACAGUCAACAUGCGAUUCAUGGACGAAGGUCAACUUCCGAACAACGAACUUCCAACUGUUUCGACAUGUUCACACAUCAUCAAGAUCCCAGAAUACGAAACUAAAGAAAUCAUGAAAUCAAAACUUCUUUAUGCCUGUCGCGAAUGUGAAACUGGUUUCAAUAUAUAA
Molecule: messenger RNA, 3252 nt
Organism: Trichomonas vaginalis G3
Lineage: Eukaryota; Parabasalia; Trichomonadida; Trichomonadidae
Product: negative regulation of histone ubiquitination
Exons: 1
Coding region: 1-3252 (1083 amino acids)
Biological process (GO): proteasome-mediated ubiquitin-dependent protein catabolic process; protein polyubiquitination
Molecular function (GO): ubiquitin protein ligase activity
Source: RefSeq, a predicted model, not a curated record